AUCAUGUUGUCAAUUUAACUCCGGCGGCACGGAGAUCCAGACCGCCGCCAAUUCCACUUCGCACUUCACACCUCUCAUUGACUGGAUCGAGAUUUUAAUUUGGUUGCUACGUAGCGUUUAGGUGGUGAAGUUUGAUGGAUCGGAAGCGGACGGAGAGCACGGUGUCUGUGACCAUCGGUGGUCUUGCGACACCGGCAUUGUCUUCGGCUCGUAACCACCAUGUUCGUUCCCACCAUGUUCGUUCUUCCUCUGCCUCUGGAAUUUCCAGCAUCAAGCGCACCCAAAAUGUGGCUGCCAAAGCUGCGGCUCAGCGGUUGGCUCAGGUCAUGGCUUCUCAGACCACUGACGAUGAUGACGAAGAUGACGCCAACGAUCUAGGAUUCCGCUACACUACUCUUCCUCCCCUGUCUCUAUCUAGGUCCAUUAAUGCUGCACCUAGUAGUGCCGGAAACAGUACAGUUGAUGCAAGUAAAUCUGCUAGGAUCAGUAGAUCUCCUUCACCUGCGUUAACUCAGAACAAUGUAGAGGAAACUUCAUCAGUUCGCUCAACAUCAGCUGGAAAGCCAUCAAUGCCUCUUCGCACAGGAGCACCACCAAUACCUCCACCCAAUAAAACUUCUCUGAGGAUGGCUGUUUGCAUGCCACCAUCGGAUCCUCCAAAAAAUCGUCCAAUGGAGAAAAGAUUCACGACUGAUAAUGUAAAUUUUAACUCAAAAGAUACUGGAGGUCAGCAUGACGCUUCUGCACUCCGUGAUGAACUUGACAUUCUUCAAGAGGAGAACGAGAAUAUCCUUGAGAAGCUUAGACUUGAGGAAGAAAGAUGCAAGGAAGCAGAGGCCAGAGUUAGAGAGCUUGAAAAACAGGUGGUUGCUCUUGGAGAAGGUGUGUCCCUAGAAGCCAAACUCUUGAGCAGAAAGGAGGCCGCAUUGUGUCAAAGAGAGGCUGCACUUAAGGAUGCAAAACAAAGCAAGGAUGGGAUAGACAUGGAGAUUGCAUCUCUUCAUUCUGAAGUUCAGAAUGCAAGAGAUGAAGCUGCAGUUGCUGGGCAGCAGCUUCAUGGAGCUGAAUCUGAAGUAAAGGCACUUCGCUCAAUGACACAAAGAAUGGUAUUGACACAGAAAGAGAUGGAAGAAGUUGUUCUGAAAAGGUGUUGGCUUGCUCGCUACUGGGGCUUAGCUGCGAAGUAUGGUAUAUGUGCAGAUAUUGCAGUGUCAAAAUAUGAAUACUGGUCAUCCUUAGCACCUCUCCCCUUUGAGGUUGUUGUUUCUGCUGGACAAAAGGCCAAGGAGGAAUGUCGGGAAAAAGUUGAUGAUGACAAUGAGAAACAGAGCGAACUUGUUUCAGAAUUCAAUGAUCUAACUGGGGAAGGAAACAUUGAGAGUAUGCUUUCAGUUGAAAUGGGUCUAAAGGAGCUUGCUUCAUUAAAGGUUGUGGAUGCUAUUGUGCAUGCAUUAGCUCAACAAAGAAGAGCAGAUUCUGUUCAACUGUCUACAGGAGACAUCAAAUCACCACAUGAAGUAAAGUUUAUGGAGGCAUUUGAAUUGAGUCCCGAGGAAUCAGAGGAUGUUCUUUUCAAGGAGGCAUGGCUUACAUAUAUCUGGAGAAGAGCCAAAGCCCACAGCAUCGAGGAGGACAUUGCAAAAGAAAGACUUCAAUUUUGGAUCAGCCGCAGUGGGUAUUCACCAAGUUCACAUGAUGCUGUAGAUGUUGAGGAAGGACUAAUGGAGCUAGCAAAACUGGGGAUCGAGCAUCGACUUUGGGAAGCAUCCCGCAAACAAAUUGAUCAAGACAACUCUACUUCUGCUUGAAAAUCUGCUAAAAAAAUAAACUUACGGAGAAUGUCCAAUGUAGGAUCAGGACCAUAGUGAGCCCUUGGAUUGCGUUGAUAUGAAAAUGGCUUUACCUGAGUUCGUUUCAACUAAAUGAUGUGUGUUGCCCUUCUGUUGAGGACUGGUUACAGGGUGUUUUGUAUGGGACAACUCCCAAAUUUUGUGAACCAUCUUCAAAAAAGCCCAUGAGACAAUGAAUUAUUAGUGUAGAACAAAUGUACGAGUCACAACCAUUAGGAAAGCUGACAGGUCAAUAAGAACGAUCUUAAACU
Messenger RNA from Rubroshorea leprosula, 2101 nucleotides. The record is from the annotation of a GenBank genome assembly. Lineage: Eukaryota; Viridiplantae; Streptophyta; Magnoliopsida; Malvales; Dipterocarpaceae.